GGCGCCAAGAAGGACCUUAAAACGGCUGGAGUUGUCGGCGGUGAUCGCAGGACAGUCAAUUACCGUUGUCUUAAGCCACAGGCUUUAAUGCGCAUGUCGAAUUGCUUCUCCGGGUCGCGCGAGAAUAUAGGGGAGGCACAGGAGGAUCGCCGCCUCAGCCACACGCUUGGGAAAUUCUAAUUUAAGACGCGCCCCGCUCCGACGCGUACUACAUCAAGUAUCGACGUCGAUUCAUUGCGCCGCCUACAAACUCCAUCCCAUGGAAGGUUCGGCGCCGCGCUAAGCACCAUCAUGGACCCCGUAACGGCCUUGGGGCUGACUUCGAGCGUGGUCGAAAUCACCGCGCAUUGCCUAAAGGCCGCGACAGCCCUCGACGAGUUGCGCCAAAAGUACGAGAGUGCCGAGCGCACCAUCACCGCUUUCUGCGCAGAGUCGACCGGCAUCAGCGCAUCCCUGUCGCAGGUGCAGAGCCUGCUCCUACGCGACCCGGUAAAUGACCCUUCCUACCUGAAGAACCGGCCGGAGCUGUUGCCCGCUUUUGACACCGCGUUGACGGGCUGCGAGGUUGUCUACGCAUGCCUCGACGAGGAAAUCCAGCGCCUCGUCCUCGGCGCCGUCAACACGGACAACCUCACUUGGAAAGUCAAGGCGAGGUUCGUCUGGAAAGAAGAUGUCAUGAAAGAGCUGUUGCAGCAACUCCGCGGGCAACAGGCGGCGUUGAACCUCUUGAUUCAGGCGCUCCAAACGACGUCCCUACCGGAUCUGAGGAAAUUGAUGCAAGACAACACCGGAAUGCUCGCUCGAGUGACGACCCGUUCCAACUCUUUGCGUGCAUCGCAUCCCAAUAUCCAUGUUCCUCAGUCGAUAUUCUCCAAGGAUGAUACAACAAAAGCAUCGACAGAGAAAACGCCCGGCCUGCUCUCAAAGUUCGAGUUUGAAGAAUCGGUUGUAAACUCUCGGCCAUAUCGGAGGUCCCUUUCUCUGGCAAAGAUACAACCCACCGCUGCAGCCGAGAAGCCGCAAGAAGAGCAGCGCGUCGAACUCACCGAGGCCACGCCAAAGUCGGAACGGGUUCAACUUGACGAUUUCCCUCUACCUCCCGGCCGAGCAUCUAUGCAAGAAGAUUCAUCAAGAAAUUCCAAGGAACAGUCGCGAGAGUCCGACGAACCGCCUCAAACAACAACGGUAGAGGAUAACCCGCCACCUUUGCCGCCCAGGAAAGGCAAGCCCGCGGGCCGUACCCAUAAGCCAUCUGCGUCUGUCUAUAGCGUUUGGCCCAGAGCAGGCGCCCCUCUUACUCCCUUCCACGCAUCGUCGGCCUCUGUCGGCUGCAUUCCAAACGUCAAGAUCAGCAGGGACUCGAAUGAUGAGGAGGUUAUCGAUGGGCUUGGUGAAGCCUUGUCCCUUAGAAAGAAUGCUGUGCAAAAUGCCGGGGACGCAAGAUCCCGCUUAUCUAGCGAGGCCAAUGUUUCCAUCUUCUCGGGCAUGUCGGACCCCAUGAGUAGUAUUUUGGAUUCCAGCUUCUCUCAAGCUUCAAUGGCCACGUCGCCUCCGACGGGAAAUGACACAGCCAGCCCUAAGAAGGCUGCCGAAGACCAACCGGAGCCAAACCAGGAGGGUAUGGCGUGGGCAGAAGAUAUCAUACACUUCGAUGAGCCCGCGGUCACUGGCCCGAAGCUACUCACUAGCCAGGAUUUGGAACUCAGCAACCUUUGGCAGGAGGUCCUCCUAUCGGAGAUGCAAUACAAUGCGCAGCUGCAGACUAUGCAGUCAACGUUCCGGGAACCGGUGUCUCGCAAAUGGGCAUCUCUAGACAAGCACUUGGAGGUACUGGACCAUUCGAAGAAGAUCUCGGAAAUCCAUACGAAAGAACUGCUGCAGCCUCUCCAGGUCCUAAACUCAGAAGGGAACCUGACGUCUGGCGCCCCGGACGCCUUUGUCAAGUGGUGUAGGGAAGCACGUGCAUCGUACCGCGCAUACUAUCUGCGUCACCCUCAUGCCCAAACCGCCAUCCUCAUAACUUACGAAGUCGACGAGAAGUUCCGAAAGUUCGUCAAGGGGCUCCUUCCACACGCUCAAGAGCGACCGAACGUCAACGAUCUCUUGGCCGAACCGAUGCGCCAAAUGGAGUACUAUCAUUCAGUCUUUACGAAAGCGUACACUCUCAGUUGCGCAUCGCCUGGCUCGCAUGCUUCUCAGAUGUCAGGCGCUUACGCAAAGACCCUCGAAAUGAUCCAACGGCUCAAAGACUCUUGCGAAAGGCUUUACGCCGACUCAUCGCGUUAUGAGGAACUUCAAACGUUACACCGCUCCAUUCGGACGGUGAAUGCGAACCUGGCCGACCCUCUUCACCUUGUCGAGGCCGGGCGCAGGAUAAUACAUCGCGGCCCGUUGCUCGUCAAGCCCAAGGGCAAGGGCUCCUGGACCCAGGUCCACUGCGUCUUGCUCGACAACUACCUCUUCUGGGGCCGCGUCGACCGCGCCAAGGAGCAGUGGCUGGGCAGGUACAAAAACGGGGAAAGGCUUUGGGUCCUCGAGCCGCCCAUGUAUACCCGAUACCUGCAAGCCACGGUGUCGACCGGGUUGGAGAAGCCGAUGAAGGCGUCCAUGAUGGACAACGCUCCCAGGGGAUUGGAGAUUUUCCCGUUUGCGGCUUUUACUACCAGCCAUAGUCAUCUGCUAGGAGCGCUUUCGCGGGAGCAACGCCAGGCCUGGAUCGAUGCUAUUGCUUCUCUGAAACGCGAUGAUAGCCAGUGAUGAUUUUUUUGUUAGAUACCCCCUGCUUUGGAUCUCAGCACUCGUACCUAUACUAUUUAACUCCGAG
Molecule: messenger RNA, 2824 nt
Organism: Aplosporella prunicola CBS 121167
Lineage: Eukaryota; Fungi; Ascomycota; Dothideomycetes; Botryosphaeriales; Aplosporellaceae
Exons: 3
Coding region: 292-2757 (821 amino acids)
Molecular function (GO): guanyl-nucleotide exchange factor activity
Source: RefSeq, a predicted model, not a curated record